Cryphonectria parasitica EP155 is the source of this 668-nucleotide messenger RNA. RefSeq lists its product as uncharacterized. NCBI's taxonomy places the organism in Eukaryota, Fungi, Ascomycota, Sordariomycetes, Diaporthales, Cryphonectriaceae. The transcript has a single exon. Gene Ontology annotation, cellular component: nucleus. The record is from RefSeq and is a predicted model, not a curated record. Bases 77 to 631 code for a protein of 184 amino acids. Gene Ontology annotation, biological process: mitotic sister chromatid segregation; kinetochore assembly.
UGAUCAGAAGGCACUCACGAAAGCUUUGGAAAAUCGAAUCCAGUCACUACGGGAAGGUAUCGAGUCGAGAACAGCGAUGAGCCCUGGUCAGGUUGCGCGCGAAAAGAUCUCGGAGAUCAAGAGGCAAAUCAAGGAAACAGAUGCAGACAGAUCAAGAUUGCUCAAGCUUUUAGGCUCCUUCAUUGACGAGCGAUUGGCUAUACUGCUGGCAGCGGAACAGAUUGGUGGCCCAGUGGCUGGCGACAUGAUGGACGUCGACGCAGAGAUUCUAGAGGCCGGAUUCAGCGCCACAGGCAAGCGAAAGAAGCCCAAAGCAGAUGCUGCGCCAGACAAACGGCAGAGGAGGAUCGACGACAUGUUCGGUGGGGGUCACGGUCGUGAGGUUGAGGGUGAGGGUGACGAGGCUGAACCCGACAGGCGGGCUGCAGCCGGGGACGAGAUGCAGAGGUUGGUCGAGGAGUUGAUGAACAGACUAUUGGCAGCCAAAGGGUCCAGCUCGGAAGCGUAUAUCGAUGUCCCUGAGGAAUCGGCGUCCGUUCGGUUCCUAACCCGAGUCAAAGUGGCUGAAUUCCACCCGCGGGAUUCAAAGCGGCUGAGAUUGGUGGAUUUUGGCAGGGAAAUUGGAGAUUAAAUUGAUUUGGCAGUGGGAUUCUUCUCCAUUACCCAUG